Messenger RNA from Acaulospora morrowiae, 429 nucleotides. Lineage: Eukaryota; Fungi; Glomeromycota; Glomeromycetes; Diversisporales; Acaulosporaceae. The record is from the annotation of a GenBank genome assembly.
AUGUAUUAUACGGAUGAACAGCAAAGAUAUAGACAAUGCCUUAUGCCUGAUUUAGACAGUUCUACACUUUCUGAGCUUCAAGCAAUACUUCAUAAGGGAAAUCCAUAUUCACGUGAUGAAUACCAGUACACCACGCCUACUGCAUCAAAAGUUGCUGUGCUCAUGGUUGAAAGUAGUCAAGAGUCAGAAUGUUUGAAUUAUGAUAUUAUUCUAUACAAACAAGGAGGCAGUUUACAGCGAAUUUCUCAGAUCCAUCCUGCUUAUAAUACACCUCUAGAAUCAUUUGCAUUGCAUAGGGCUGGCCAAUUGUUUCAACAGUAUAUAGUAGAUGCCUAUGCAUGUAUUGAACAGAGUCAACUUAACUACCUUAGGCUAAAUCAGAAACAAAUCUGGGCUGAAUUAUAUAAUGGAUUACAAGACACACUUACA